AUGGUGAAGCAAUGGGUUGAUGAUAUUAUGAAAAAUAAUGAGAUGGUUAAGAAGAAGCUUUGGGAACAUGCCAGCAGCGGUUCGCCGCUGAGAUAUAGCAAUCUUGGUCAUCUGCAAAAUCCUCUCAAGGAUCGUAUCAUGAAUGUUGUUGGAGCGGAAGCCAACGAAGCUGGUGAAUUAGUCACAAGUGAAAUCCAAAAACCCGGCAUCGACAGUAUUACCACAAAUCUUAACGCUGUGAAGAGUGGCAUCGAUCACUUUUCCACCAAGCUUGGCAUGAAACUUACAACCGACCGAAGCGGCGCGCUGAUACAAGAAAUUAUCCAGCCGCUUUCUCAACCAUCCGGUUUACUGCCAAGAACGACAACUUCCAACCCAGCAAGUCUUACUUGUGCAGUCGAAGCGGCUCUAGCAGCCUUGCACGCCACGGCGAAACGGAAUGUCGAUGACAUCAGUACAAUAAUUACGCAAUACUAUCUUGGUAACGUUCAUGAUGCUAUAAGGAAUGUCAACAAAAUCAAUAAGCACAUUGACGGGCAAGGUGACGAAGCAGACGACUACGGCAAGAAAAUAGAUGACGCAUUGAGAAAAGUGCAGCAACCGCUUAACUCGCUCCACUCCCAACUCAACGAGGCAACUGGACACCCCGCCGGCUCAUCCGGCAAACCUAAUCACGCCAAAAACCUGGACGAGGCAAUUGAGGCUGUAAAAAACAAAGCGGUAGAACUAACCACUGGCGAUACAACUGCCAUGGCGACAUUGUCCGACCAAAUAAAAUCUAAUCUCGUGGCUCUGACAGGGGAAUUUGCCAUCGCUGGCAAAAAGGUCAUUGAGCAAUUGGAGAAGCUUAAAAGGGAGAUCUCUUUAAACAAGGAUGGAGAAGGCCUACAUAAAAUACACAAACAACUUAAAGAGCUUCACGGCGUUGCGGUAACUGAGGCCCUCAGUGCUGCUGAGAAAUUCCUUAAACCGGACGCCUACAAACUUCGAGAUGAAACUAUCGAAAAACUCCGGGGACAAGUCGACAAGGAAAUAGAGAACGCUAAAAAGCUAAUGAUCAAACAGGCACAGAAAAUUUACGUGACGUCAGUCAAAGAGAUGCUGAAGGCCUUCGCCGAUAAGGUGCAAAAGGAGCUGCAAGAUUUGCCCAAGCAAAUUGACAAAGAGCGAAAGGAGGGCUUCAAGGGUUUUAUGAGAACCGUUGAAGGCAAAAUUACCGAUAAUGCAACGACUGACGAAAACAUUAAAAAGCUCAAAGAUCUUGCAAGUGAGUCCGCUGACACAGCUGAGCAGAAAGCAACACUCUUCAAAACGCUGUCUACAAAAUUCAAGGAAUUCUUCGGGCCACUAAAGGGGUAUUUGGACACGGAGAUCAUGAGACUCUAUAAAGACAGCAACGCAAAGAAGAAUCCUCCAGUAACAAUUGGAGAUAAGGAUCCACAUCCUUACGCCGACGCACUUGACGCCGUGCAAUCCAAACUAAACACUCUCCUCGACGAACUUCACAACUCCAAUCACUUCACUCACAGUCUCACCAUUAAUCUUGGUAACCUUAGCACCGCACUUAAUAGUUUAGUUCCGACAAAUUUCGAGGGCCCGUGCAACACGCUGCCGGACGUUCUCAAGGUCGGACUGAGAGGGUUCCACGCUGAACUCGAAAAGGCGUACGUGUCGGUGUAUGAUGGUGUUAACUUUGGUGCUUCGUUGACGGAGACUAAAGUACACGCUGAUGGACGUACAUCCGGGAAGUUAACAACGUACGGCACGAAGUGCGCAAAAGUCUUCCUCACACUGCUUUCCAUAUUAUCUGACGACUUAAACGCAUUAAAAACCAUUUGUAAAGGCACAUGUAAAUUUGAAAAGAUUAGCAAAUCCACUACGCUUGGUGAAUUCCUUGCCGAUAACGGUUUUAUUGUAUGCAAGACAGAUAAUCAAGACGGUGAGCUGCGCGGAAAUGAAAAGUUCCGAGGUCAGCAUAUACAUACAAAACUAAAUGAAAACAUUGACGGCGCCGAGCGUAAUCCACAUCUUCCGAAGUGUAAGGAGCAUGAAGAAAGUGAAGAAAUUACACAAGCUCCUGCAAAAAUACAGUUUAAUGUGACAGACAUUCUCGAAUGUCUCGUCAGACACCUCCACCAAUAUAACCGUGUGUCUCACCUAAUUGUCCACCCUAAGCCUAAGCAUCCGUCAUCUAUUUAUGAUAUGCUCACAUGGCUUAGCGGUCUCACUUAUAAUGCCGUAAACAAUGACUUAGCACUUAACGGUUUUCCUCAGCUAUUUGAUAAGCCUAAGAUACCGGCGUCAGAGGACAGCAACAGUGCUGAGCCUGUCGUCCUAGUGGAAGAUGACGACGCUUUAGAGGCAUAUCCAAAGAGGAUCACAGCUACGGGCCUGUCAGACACCCUUGCAGCAGUGUGCCACAAAUCACACGCCGUACUCACCGCAAUCCUUGGGCACGGCCACUCGGGUGGAAUUUAUGCUUGCGACUUCAAUACGAAUCCACAAGGGUUCCUAUAUCCCGCUCACUUUAACGCAUUAGUCUGUAUGCUCUUCGAAUGCCUGAAACGUGUCCACCACCAGCUUUAUCUGUUGUAUCAGCAAUGUAAACACACUUCCAAACUUAGCGGUUGGAGCGAUUGCCAUUACGGUAGAAACGUCGGCGGUUCGUCGUGGAACUGCAACACAAACCAAUGCGCUGACCUAGACUGUCCUCAAAAGGCUGACCAAAGUGCCAACCAAAAUGGUAACCAACGUGCCAACCAAAGCACUAACCAAGCAUGUAAGCAACACCCUAACUGUGGCCUAAAAUCCCCUCUACAAUCCUUCCUCGAAGAUGGUCUCCAGGGGUUCUUGCCACAUAGCGUAACAGUUAGAGGCACCGGCCUCACUUGUUCCACCUGUAGUAAGGGGUCCCCUGGCAUUCCCUGCAGAACUCCAAUGGGCUUCUCGGAAAUAAGCCUCACCGCAUCACACACAAAGACGGGAGCUCAUAUAUGCGAUGUUCUUUACAAAUUCUGCCACAGUGUACACUCUCCCCUAACCAAGUUGUGCAGUCAGCUAAAUUGCGUACUGCCCAGUGCGCCUAAAACGUUGGAUCAGAUGUUUGCGUUUUAUUAUCAUCUGCUCAGUGACCCGUUUAAGAACACGGCACAUAGGACAGAUGCCUUUAAUAAGGCCGUCAUCGCAGCCAAUUUCGACAAUUCAAGCACAACGUUGGACGUUAGCAGUCUGGUCGGCAGCAGUAAUCACUCUGAAAACCAUCUGACAGGUGGCCUCAAUACCCUUGUAAAAUGCCAAGAUAACGGGGGCAGCCCAGUCCAUCCCUGCGGUUCAUACUUGAAGCCGCUUUGCGAUGGUAUAUACGGUGCGGUUUCUAAAGACCACGCUGCCAAAUAUCUCUCUUGGGUGCUAUAUAUAACAGGAACGUUUUAUGAUUUGCUUAAGUCGCUGUAUGAGGAGUGCUGCAGUAAUUGCACUAAGCCGGGAACCACGUGCAAUGGUCGAGGAUGUCACAAGGAGUGCAUGGUUAAAGGAGGAUUCCUAUAUGCGAAAUCAACUCCCAGUCAUUGGUCGGAGUGCAAAUCGAUUGUCAACUGUAAAAUGACACUUCCCACAUUAUGUAAGUAUGGUAUGUAUUUUGCAAGUAAAUCUCACCUGAAUGGAGAGAGAGAUGGAACUGGAAAACGUACAUGUGAAGACUUUUGCAGUACAUUAGAAAAAGUUGUAAAGGAAGGGAACGUAUUGUAUACGUUGGUACAUAAAUUAAUACCAGACUUCCUGUUCAAGAUUCGUGAACCAUUCAUAUGGACACUCUUAGCCCUCUGGUCGCUGUCGCUCCUGUACCUGCUGCACAUCACCGUCGUCCGCCUCGACGUCCUGAGGAUACGCUCCCACCUGAGGUCACCCUCAAGCCACCGCAUCGCCGCGCAAUCGCUACUCGCCGCCGCACGCGUCAAGGCACUCGCCAACGUCAAGUACUUCUCGCCAUAA
Messenger RNA from Babesia ovata, 3990 nucleotides. RefSeq lists its product as uncharacterized. Bases 1 to 3990 code for a protein of 1329 amino acids. Lineage: Eukaryota; Apicomplexa; Aconoidasida; Piroplasmida; Babesiidae. The record is from RefSeq and is a predicted model, not a curated record. The transcript has a single exon.